UCAGUUCCCAUUCAGAUUUCGAGAGCACAGCACCGUACAUCCGAAACAAAGGCGCGCUGAACAAUGACGACGACUCCCAAGAUAAAGGCACCAGUUUCCGGUCCUGGACUGCCACUACUGCUGCAAAUGCUAAUGGGGAUGCUUCUUAUGGGGCUGACUUCCGUGCCAGGCGCCACUGCCACCGCGGACCCCAAGAACGCCAAUGUCAAGGCCCUGGAUCGCCUCCACGCCGGCCUGUUCACGAACUACGACAGCGAUGUGCAGCCGGUGUUCCAAGGAACCCCCACGAACGUGUCCCUGGAAAUGGUGGUCACCUACAUAGACAUCGACGAGUUGAACGGCAAGCUGACCACCCACUGCUGGCUGAAUCUCCGAUGGAGAGACGAGGAGCGCGUGUGGCAACCGUCACAAUAUGACAACAUCACGCAGAUCACUUUGAAGUCCAGCGAGGUCUGGACCCCCCAAAUCACACUCUUCAACGGCGACGAAGGUGGCCUGAUGGCCGAAACCCAGGUGACCCUCAGCCACGAUGGCCACUUCCGGUGGAUGCCUCCAGCCGUGUACACGGCCUACUGCGAACUCAACAUGCUCAACUGGCCCCACGACAAGCAGAGCUGCAAGUUGAAGAUCGGCUCCUGGGGCCUGAAGGUCGUCCUGCCGGAGAACGGCACGGCGAGAGGAGAGUCCCUUGACCACGACGACCUGGUUCAGUCACCGGAGUGGGAAAUCGUGGACUCGCGAGCCCACUUUGUCAGUCAGGACUACUACGGCUACAUGGAGUACACUCUGACGGCUCAGCGGCGCUCCUCCAUGUACACGGCCGUCAUCUACACACCCGCGUCCUGCAUCGUCAUCCUGGCCCUCUCAGCCUUCUGGCUGCCUCCCCACAUGGGCGGCGAGAAGAUCAUGAUCAACGGCCUGCUCAUCAUCGUGAUCGCCGCCUUCCUCAUGUACUUCGCCCAGCUCCUGCCAGUGCUGUCCAACAAUACUCCACUUGUGGUAAUCUUCUACAGCACCAGCCUGCUGUAUCUGAGCGUCUCCACCAUCGUCGAGGUUCUAGUUCUGUACCUGGCCACAGGCAAGCACAAGAGGCGCCUGCCGGAGGCGCUGAGAAAGCUGUUGCACGGGCACCUGGGCACGUGGCUGCUGCUCUCGGUGUUCAGCACCACCGGCGAGUCGCAGGCGGAGAAGACCAAGGAGAUGGACGAGCACCCGUACGAGGAGGCGGACGAGCAGGAGUCCAGUCCGCUGGGCAUCAACCACACCGAGGUGCCGGGCGCCAAGGCCAACCAGUUCGACUGGGCGCUGCUGGCCACCGCCGUGGACCGCAUUUCCUUCGUUUCCUUCAGCCUGGCCUUCCUCAUUCUGGCCAUCAGGUGCUCCGUGUAGGGAUGCUCGAGACUCAAGGCCACAUCCCAAGCCAGUGCGCACUCUGAACUAGUUUUGCAUUUGCGAUUUCAUGUAUUUAAUGUGUGUGCGAACUUAUAAUUAUUUAAUGAUGAGACCUCGUAUGGAAUAAAGGACCUCUGCCG
This is a messenger RNA of Drosophila melanogaster (fruit fly), 1532 nucleotides long. It is a transcript of the gene nAChRbeta3, whose product is annotated as nicotinic acetylcholine receptor beta3. The transcript has 4 exons. Bases 64 to 1389 code for a protein of 441 amino acids. The record is from RefSeq and is marked reviewed. Lineage: Eukaryota; Metazoa; Arthropoda; Insecta; Diptera; Drosophilidae. Gene Ontology annotation, molecular function: transmembrane signaling receptor activity; monoatomic ion channel activity; acetylcholine-gated monoatomic cation-selective channel activity. Gene Ontology annotation, biological process: excitatory postsynaptic potential; chemical synaptic transmission, postsynaptic; chemical synaptic transmission. Gene Ontology annotation, cellular component: membrane; postsynaptic membrane; synaptic membrane.